This is a messenger RNA of Lates calcarifer (barramundi perch), 1954 nucleotides long. RefSeq names its product doublecortin domain-containing protein 2. The transcript is spliced from 12 exons. The record is from RefSeq and is a predicted model, not a curated record. Gene Ontology annotation, cellular component: microtubule; microtubule organizing center. Gene Ontology annotation, biological process: intracellular signal transduction. Lineage: Eukaryota; Metazoa; Chordata; Actinopteri; Centropomidae. Bases 86 to 1426 code for a protein of 446 amino acids.
UUUUGGAAUCAAACACUAAAUUAACGUUAGCUGCACACAAAAGAAACAGGCCAACAAACAACACAGACGGUGGAUUGGUUUCUUGAUGCUGCUCCUCUCAUGUGGAGGAAUUGGUUUCCAUAUCAGAUGCUAUCUCCAGUUACGUCUCCGGAGACUCAUCACCCACCUACCAGUGACACAUUUACUUUUGACACCAAGCGCUAUUAUUGUUUGUUGGUUUAAACUGCUACUGUUUGCUAGCUUAAAGAUGCCGGGCACAGCAGGGACAAGUGAUUUGCCACCAACAAAAACAAUAACUGUUUACAGGAACGGAGACGCUUUCUAUCCCGGAAGGAAAAUAGUUGUGAAUCCGCGGCAGGUGUCAACCUUAGACAGUUUUUUGACCACUUUGACCAGGGCCGUUGAGGCUCCGUUUGGCGCCGUGAGGAGGCUGCAUACUCCCGUACAAGGCCACAAAGUUCAGCAUUUGGACGACUUGAAGCACGGGAGUGUGUACGUUGCAGCCGGAAAUGAACAGUUCAAAAAACUGGACUAUUGUGAAAUAACAACCAAGAGGCCCCAGAAGAAGAAAAAUCACCAGAUCCAACCUGUUGUUCACAGCAGAAUAGUAGUUUCUGCUCGCUGGAGUAGAACUACUGAUGAGUCUUGCACAAUAAAUGUCUUUACCAACGGAGAUGUUUUAGUGCCUCCAGCUCGAAUACGGAUUCCAAAGUACACGCUCAGAAGUUGGGAAAAUGUUUUAGCCUUGGUGACAGAGAAAGUGCAUCUUCGAACUGGUGCUGUGUACAGGCUUUGCACAUUAGAUGGACAUCCUAUCUGCGGUUCCACUGAACUGGAGAACAACCAGCACUACGUUGCAGUUGGGGCAGAAAAGUUUAAAGCUUUGCCAUAUGACCAGUGCGUCCCUGGGGUUUUAAUCAGGGAAAACAAUGUAGUCGAAGGCCAACACAUCCUGCCUCCUAUUAGGAAGACAAGACAUGCAAAGGAUGUGUUUGCUCACACAGGCUUUGGAGAGGACCUUGAGCACACAGCCAGGGGCCAGAUGAAGAAACACACAGCCAAGCCAGAGAGAACCAAACAACAGAGGCAGGUGUCCAGAAACCCAGUUCUGCUCUUGACAGGGGAGGGCAGCGUGUUCAAUGCACAAAACAAAAGAAGUGAGAUGGCAGGAGCAGCGGAGGUGCAGGAGGACCGCCAGCUGAAGGUGGACCUGCCAAUUGAUCAGGUUGAGGCCAAGAUAGUUGAAGAGGAGUAUGAAGAUGGGAGUUCUGCGAGGCCCUGCAAGGCCUUCCUCCAUGAUUCAGACAGCUUGUAUCUGCAGAGGUCUAUGUCUCCAGGUUCCAGGAAGGAUGAGGCUAAAGAGAGGGAGGUGGCUUCCAGGCUCAGCAGAAUACGGUCACGCAUGUCCCGGUUUUUCAAGGAUUAGGGCCUGUCUGAGAUGGGAAGCUGGCUCCAGGCCCCCCAAUAAGCUGCAGGCCAGGGGCCACUCCUGAGAGGGAGCGAGAUGGAUGGAGAGGGAAGGAGCUUGCUAUGGAUAUGUGUGCCAAGGCUCCCCUCCUCCCUCCCGGGUGCUCAGAAACGACGUGGAUGAGGUCGAGGACAUGAGGAGCCCACCGGAGAGAGAACAGAUGUCACAUGCCUCUUGCACCACGCUCAGGGAUGUGUGUGUGUGCGCGUAUGUGUGUUCCGUGCUGUGACAGGUAGCGUGUCGUGGUUGAAAGGUAAGGCCGGGGCCCUACUCCCAGAAGGAAAUAGAAUGAGAUGGGGGCCAAUAAGGGGGGGGGAGGGGCACUGGGAUAAAAAGAAAUGUAUGAAAAUAGGUCCAGGAUGUAGACACCGUUGUUGUCUGGUGUUCAGUGUGAACUUUACAAAAAGCUGUCAGUCGAAAAUGGGACUGUAAAAUGUCAUGCUGUGUAUGGGAUGUUUUCAAACCGAGCUUGGGAAAAAAAAAAAC